Messenger RNA from Linepithema humile (Argentine ant), 8377 nucleotides. NCBI's taxonomy places the organism in Eukaryota, Metazoa, Arthropoda, Insecta, Hymenoptera, Formicidae. The record is from RefSeq and is a predicted model, not a curated record.
UAUAAAAAAAUCGAAAACAGCGCUUGCAACAAUGUUCCAAACUCCUGUCCCAUUCGCUUGGACAUAAAUUUCACGUAUGCCAGAAAUAGUUCCGUAAGAGCAAACGUGCUGUUAUCGUCAGGUAUCAUAAUGUACAUAAUGUACGACGGCUCCGCAUGACCGUGGAUUACUUAUCAAUGAGCCGUGUGUUUGCCUUCCGCAGCCAAAGUCAACAACGCAUUGAUGCGGCGCGUAUAAGGCGCUGUUUUCAGUAUCGCGAUUUCAGUUGCGGCUGAUAGUCAACCGAGGGAAUUUUUCGCAUUGUCGAGUUGGCGAGCUUCGGAAGAAGAACGACGACGAUUACGUGGGAGGACGCACGGUUGCAUUUGAUUGCUCGCUUCGUCGCUGCUUAUUGUUUUAGCGCAUACCUUAUCGGCGGCGAGGUCGAGGACGUCGUGUUCCAGUCCGGGUGUCGGAUGUGGUGCACGCACUUAGCGGUUGCGGAAACGACAGCGGUAGCGUCAUCCACGUCAGAGAUAGCGUCGGGGAACUCGUGCGAGCUGGCAGGUGAGAGAGCAUAUUGCAUGAGCAGGGGAGACUGCCGGUGAUGGACAAUGAGCAGCCGCACCAGGAACUGGUCAAGUGCGUGGUCGUGGGUGACACGGCAGUCGGAAAGACCAGACUGAUCUGCGCCAGGGCCUGCAACAAGCACGUGUCACUGUCGCAGCUCCUGACCACACACGUGCCCACGGUCUGGGCUAUCGACCAGUAUCGGAUUUACAAGGAUGUGUUGGAGCGGUCUUGGGAGGUAGUAGACAAUGUAAACGUGUCGCUGCGUCUCUGGGACACAUUUGGCGAUCACGAAAAGGAUCGACGUUUCGCAUACGGCAGGUCCGACGUCGUGUUACUAUGUUUCUCCAUAACCAACCCCGUUUCCUUGCGAAACUGCAAGGUGAUGUGGUAUCCCGAGAUCAGAAGAUUCUGCCCGCAGACACCGGUCCUGUUGGUCGGAUGCAAAAACGAUCUGCGGUAUAUGUAUCGGGACGAGACUUAUCUCAGCUACUUCCGCGACCGCAGUCCCUUUGUAAGGGCUACGAGGAAGAGCGAUCUGGUGAUGCCCGAUCAGGCACGGGCGGUGGCGCGAGAACUCGGUGUGUGCUAUUACGAGACAAGUGUCUUCACUUAUUACGGCGUGAACGAGGUGUUCGAAAAUUCGAUACGCGCCGCCUUGAUCGCACGUCGUCAGCAGCGUUUCUGGAUGACGAACCUGAAGAGGGUGCAAAGACCUCUGUUACAGGCGCCAUUCUGCCCACCGAAACCGGUACCGCCGGAGGUGUGCUUGGCUGCAAGCACGUAUGAGGAAAACAUGAAGAGCCUGUGGACGCGGCCGGUUCACACAGACGUCACUCUGAUAACUGGGAACAUCACGUUCCUGGCUCAUCGGUGCUUGCUCGCCGCGGCGUCGCCGGCCUUCCACCGGCUGUUUUCGAUGGAGCUCUCUCACGAGUUGACACCGCGCAGCUCCAGCGAGUCCAGCAUGGUAUAUGCCAGCUCUAUCAGAGUUUGGGAACAACUUAAGCGACGAUCGAGUUUUCAAGUACUGCCGACGAUGGAUAAUCAGAGGAAGACUAACGGUGCGUCGAGGGAGUUGAAUCAUCCUGCCUUCCAAAAUAUUCGUAUAUGUCUGACUGAGAACGCAAACGGGGUGCAGCAGCCCAUGACCGUGGUCACGCUGUCGAAGCUGAUCACGCCACAGGCGAUGCAGCAAUGCCUGCAAUUCAUUUACACGGGCAGCUUGGAUAAACGGUAUCACGAUCUACAAACAGCUCCUAUCGGGCUUCUACUGGAGAUCAGACAAGCGGCCGAAUUCCUCGAGCUACCGCAAUUACUCAUGGUGCUCGGUAGCAUACAGACGCAGACGCGAGAGCAGUUCGUCAACAGCGAUCUCAAUAACCGGUACAAGCAGGUGGUUAGACAACGGCUGGAGGAUAUCUGCUUGGAGCAAGGUCUGUUCGCCGAUGUGAUGUUCGAGUUGGACGAUGGCAGCGCACCGGCCCACAAAGCGAUUCUCACUGCCCGAUGCGACGUGAUGAAAGCCAUGUUCUCUGGCGAUUUUCGCGAAAGCAGCGCUAAAGUCAUAGUCUUUCCUGGGGUGCGGGAGUACACAUUCCACAAGCUGCUCUGCUACCUUUACACGGACGAGGUGCCGGCGAUCUCCUCGGGCAGAUGCCUGAAUUUACUGGAACUAGCCAACAGACUCUGCCUUCCGCGACUGGUGAAUCUGGUCGAGAGCAGAGUGAUCGAGGAUCUUGAGCGUCUUUCGCAAAGCGAGGGGAACGAGGCCGUCGAAAACUGCCUGAGGUUGUUGGAGCCGUGCAAGUUGCAUAAUGCCGAUCAGCUGGCCGACUGGUGCAUGAAUCAUCUGUGCGUUAACUAUAAUAAGCUGUGCAAAAUGUCGCCACGCAGUGUGCGGCUGCUUCAUCCGGAGAAUCAAGAAUAUUUGAACGAGCACCGAUGGCCACCGGUCUGGUACUUGAAAGAUUACGAUUACUAUCAGAAGUGUCUGGCAGAGCAGGACCGCGAGAACAAACCAACAUUAAAGCGGAAUCGCAAUCAAUCCGGCUGCCUGUGUUUCUCAGGCUCGAGCAAGACCAGACGGGAGGGUAGCGCCGGGGGAAACGGCAAUGGCACGACGUCGGCGACGUCGAACGAUACGCCGGCGGAUCGUCCGCUCUUCGACGCCUCCACCGAAUCCGGCGAGCAGGCCGUAUGACAGGAGCCAAGCGGCCUCAGCCGCUCCGUCAGAUUCAUCCUGGUUCUACCCGUGCUCAUGGUCUUCAUAUGCACUAUUUUUACCAUUUUGAUACUGCUACAGAUUUAUACUUAAACGGACCGCAAGAUACCGGCGAGACUAAUGCGUAAGCGCACGUAAGUACACACAUAUACACACGCGCAACGUAUAAGCAAAUACGAGAACAAAAUACAUGUGAUGUCGACGAUUCGCGCGACGAAAGCCGGAGGUCUUCAGCCGGGAACGCAUUUGAUUUUAGCCCGUCGAGGUCGAGUUCCGAGUUCCACUCCCUACUUGUAUGUGAUUUCUUCUUCUUCUUUUUUUUUUUCUAACGAAACUAUUCUCCGCACCGUGCAUUUUUAAGAGCAGCGCUACGCCGACGACUCGAGUCUUCGCGAGCGUUUGCAACUUUUUCGUACGUGGACUUGCGGAUUUUUGCGACACAAGCUGAUACUUUCAUCUUCCGCAAGCGACAGCGUAAAGCGAGGAUCGUAUUUCGAGGGGAGACUUUGUAUUUUCUACAUGUUUCGAGGUGUGUACAUUCAGAGACAAAGUUGCGUGGAUGAUGAUACGAAUAAAAAUUACAAAUUACUUGCUUUAUUUUAAUUCGUAUCUAAAAAUAAUAUGAAUUAACAUAUCCAUAAGCAAUUUCAUGUAUGCACAAAUAUAUCUACUGGUACCUCGAAGAAAUGGCAAUCUAUAAGAAAUAAGGAAGCAAAACUAAAUAGACGAAGUAUUAUUUUUUUGUCGUAUAUUGAAAAAUAUAUCGAUUAGAAGCUGUAAACUAUUUUUAUUGAAUUUUAAUCGUAGAGUAAAGAUCGUCUCAUGUGAGAAGUAUUAAGUCAUAUCAAGAUAUUAGAGGAAGUACGCGAAUAAUCAGGUGAAGGAUGAAAAGAAACUAGAUAAAAGUAGCUAUGUAUCAUUUGAAGCUAUAAUUACGCUAUAUAUGAUAAACUUGUAUAUGCAUAUGUUUAAAGUCUCUUACAAAUCAAUCUUUUACUCAAGAAAUGAUGAUAUGUUCGAGUGUUCACGCAUCGUUGUCCCUGAUUGUACGUUUUGUGACGGAGAUGCGCUGUGACUUUCGCGAAUGCAAUUGCAUCAAUGCGAACGUCGCCGUUUUCGCCGAUGCGGUUUUGCCGUGGAUGAUCGGGCGCGUAUUAAAACAUCGAUCACGGUAUGAUUGUCGUCUCGGUAUGAUUCCGUACGUUCUCUCACAGACCAGCGAUUAUUGCGACAAUCAUCCGCGAUCCACGGUUUGACAAUUGUGGUAAUUAUAUGCACACGAUUUCUGAUUUCGCGAAAGCGAGACGUAGAGAGUGAUAGGUAAGAAUCCUAAAUAUCCUGAAUUUGAUAUGAAAGCGCGGUGUGCGAAUAAACGUGAAAAGGAAACAUAGCACGUAACAUUGUCGUCCUAUCGUCAAUGCGCGUUAGACUGAAGAAACGAGCAAUAGCAUUAGUACGUAGCGCAGGUAAUAAGCGGAUAUCGUGAAAUGCAGCAAGUCAGCCUGCCAAAGUCGAUCACCUAUCUCGUUUCAGUAUGUCAUUGCUGCCAAUGAACAAGGGAUUGUUAAUCAAACUGGUGCGGCAGUCAAUGGCAGUCGGCCAAAUUGCUGUCUCGCGCGUCGUUUAGUUAGAAUAGGCAAGAUGUGAUAGACUUUGGAAAGAUUGAUCGAUUUUACGGUGUAACAGUGUUGGGCAUUUACGAAUAUAUUUGGGCAAACGACAGUUAUUGACCACAGUUUGAUCACUUGAAGAAUAUUCGUUUGUGAAAUGUUCGAUAUUUGUAAUAUUUAAUUAUAUAUGAUAAAUCUGUAAUUUAAUUGCUUUUUAUAACGAGUUUCGUACAGAACAUAUGUAUAAAACACAAGCUUAUAAAUCGGCGAAAUUAGGCUUUAAAAAUAAACGGAAGUAUAAAGCUAUUGGCUACUUCGGGAAGUGGUCAUUAAUCGCAUAGUGGUCAGUAAUUGUAAGAGCUUACUCAAUAUGUAGAAUACUAAAACUGUCACCUUAUAAAUAGUGUAACUAAAUUAAUGUAAAGGUACGUGGUUGUUUCUCACACUCGGACGUAGUCUGAAAGCUAUUGUAAAGUUGUCUAAAAGACACCUUGAUCGAUUGGACGUGCUUUAGAUACCUUUCAAACAACUUUCGGAUACUUGUGUUAUACGAGCAAUAGUGUAAUUACACAUAAAGUGAUAGUUUAGAUAUUCUACGCCGUGAUUAUUAUUCUUUACUGAUUAUCGAUCAUUAUUCCUUACUCGAAGACGCCCAAGACUGGUAUAGAGUCGUUUAAAGGACACACAACGUAAGUAAAUUUGUGCGAAUUUGUACUCUUUAGGAAGAAUAUGCAGCGAUAAGUUCUGCCUCCCCUUCGACUCGUACGUACAAUCUGCAAUAAAUGACGUCACUAUUUUUUUUCGUACAAAAAUUCCCCGCGCCGCAAGGCGGCUUGCAACGCAUUGGACCGUGAUAAUCGUUCGUUUUCGCGAAGGGAGGGAACUAAUUAGCUUUGUAUCGCGGCAGCCGCGUCAACAUAUCGAUUACGGUAAUGAGUUACUGCUGUGACGACACCACCAUCAUUGUUAUCGCGACAGUAACGAGAUCUAUCAUAGAUAGUGAGAGAAAGAAACGAUUACGUUUGUAAGGGAUGUAAUGUAUCUAGCAUUAGGACCUAGAUAAGACAAAGCUUCCUAUUUUUUCGCCCACGAGAAACAUCUUCGCGUUUCGGCCGGGACACGCGUUUUAUUCCAGAUGUCUUUCAUUUUCAACUCUACGAUCAUUCCAAUUAUCAAAAUUGUGCAACGCGAAAUUUAUUGUUGACGUAAUGUGUCUUCAAAAGGUUUGAUUCUCGUCUAAUUUCGUUGCGCAAAGCGCGCGUUGAUGGAAGCGACAGGUCGAAAGAGAAAAAGAGAAAUUUAAUUAUCUUUGGACAUUACUCAGUCAACAUUUUGUAAGUUUAGAUAAUGAUUUUUGCACGUACAAAAAAAAAACGCGUAAUUUCGCGUUUAAUGACCCGGCUGCAAUGCUCACGCGAAUGGAUUAGAUUAUAAUAUUAAUACUAACAACAAUAUUAACGAUAGACGUAACAUGUAAUCGUUAAGCUAAUCGGUGUUAAGAUAUUACCGUUAAUAAUUUGAUACUCUCGUUAGCUCCGAUCAUUUACAUAAUCAUCGUCGUAUUUUUCAAUCGAUUCGCCCAUAUCCGCGACUGUGGAACGCGACAGGAAAAGAGGAUAGUGUAGGAGAUUGUAUUGCGAGGGUGAAGCGAGAGAGUGAGAUAGGGGGAUGAUGUGCAGAGGAAUUUAAAGUGCGAUGGGACGUAGAACGAAUGGGGUGAGCGAAAGGAGGCAAUGCACACGGAUGAAUUGACGUCCAUAUACAUUUGUAUCACGCAAAUGCGCUCCCACGGUGCAUCCAUUGCGAAGAGAAUGCAAAGCCAAGCUGAAGAUCGUAAACAAGUUUUAAUUUUUUUAAAAGGAAUAAUAAAUUAGCUCUUUUUGAUUAAAAUUUAAAUUAUAAGUUAGCCUUUUACUACUUUUUUUUCUACGCCUAGCUGAUCGUUUCGACAAGGCAAUGGAAAAUUAAAAGCAAAAAAUGAAUCCUUUUCUUAAAAUCGCAAUGCAUUACGAACAUUUUUCAUCGCGUUCUUAGCUCAUUUUAAUUCAUCUAUUUUUCUGUAUGUGGGAGCGACGAUGAACGUUUGUCACUAACACACACACACACACAUUCGCAACAAGUUGUGCUACUGCCUGAUUCAUAAUGUAAUUAUGUUUAACGUGGAGAAGCAUGAAAAGAAAGGGAAGAUUUGACAUGACACGGUGAUGCAGUGUAUGUCUGCUCCGACGAGGAUGAGAAUAACGUCCCACUUGUACGCUACGUCAAUUUCGAUGUCAAUGUUGUCCUUCGUCGCUCAUGUAUAUAUAAUAUAUUUAGCCGUAAGUGUAUAUUUUAUACUGAAAUUGGUAACAGUAGGAUUAAGCGCGGUCAUAUUAAUAGCGAUGAUCGAAAAAAAAAACCAAAGGAUUCGUGCGCGGUUUUCUCGCAUUUAUAUUUUUGAGAAAGUAUAAGAGAGGAAAAGACAAAGGAAGAAUAAGAAGGAAUGUUGUUUCUCUACGCAGAACAAUUAUUUUCUCGACGUUAUCGAAGCAAUAUAAGGCCAGAUAAAAUAAUAUAAUCAGUCAUUUAAUAUACUUACUAAUUUCUUUUUACUAUUUUGUAUUGGCUCUUUCCCCUCCAAUAUCGCUUCAAUGACGUCAUGGACAUGAAAAUGUGUAUCUUGAUGAGGUAAUUGUGAACGACAACUGGACACUUAUAUGCUGAAGGAAUAAGAGACAAUUCCAAAAAUGCUACAUAGCCCAUUUAUCCUAACGUAGUCCGGCUGUAUUCUUUAUCUAGGAACUGGCGUAAAUCAAACUUUCUAAAUAUCGUUUAAGUAAGAACUUCAAUUUGUACCCGUGUCAUGCUUAAAUUCGUUAUUGUCAAGAGUUCCUUAUUAUGCAUUAGACCGAUUAGCAUUUUUAGACCGAUUUCAGAAUAAACGAUUCGACGAAAAUUACACCAUUUCGUGUGAAAAAUCGACAAGUCAAUCACGGAAAUACAUCGAAAAAAUUUUUAACGCGUGACAAGGAAAGUGUUUGGUUGCCAAAAAUUUGGUUGGCUGGAUAAAUAAACUUAAUAAAGAUGAACUUGACAGCUUAAUUUGCAUUUUUUAAUUAUAACAUUUUUAAUUAAAUGCUUGCUUUACACUUGAAAAAUGAAAAUGUUCUAACGAUCGCAAACAUUGAAGUUUAUCUACUUCAGAAUUUUCGCCAAAAAUUGUUCACCAAAACGCUGCUUAAGAUUGAGUGAUUAAAUAAUCAUCUCUACAUGAUUAAUCGUCAAUAACUUUAAAGUAUAAGAGUGGUCCAGAAGUAAUAAAUAAGUGAAGAAACCCAGAUAUAUAUACGACAUAUCCAUAUUUUAUUUUUAAUUUCGAAUCCCUUCUUCUGCAAUAUUACUUCGCAUUUUUUUACCGCUAUAAUUAGUAGUUAGUUCGCGACUUGUAGAUCGUGUUCUGCGUGUCACACACGCAUUCACGCAUCAAUCGAUCGACAUACGUUUUAUCGCAAGUCCGAGAAGAAACAUCCGUUUUUUUUAUAGCUGUCGAUGUAACAAAGACAAAUCACGUUAGCUAUUAAAAUACAACCAAUCCUGUUAACUGUAAGGAUUUAGUUCAGCGAUAUUUUAAAGAAUGCGACAUGCGAAAGAUGAAAAUGCGGAGAACGUAAUUUGAAUAAAAAGAUCAGCCGACAAUCGACAAAUUUCGCACUUCCUUAAUCGAUCGAACCGACCGCGACAGCGCAGUUCUGCGUUUCGGUUCAAUUUAUGCGAAUCGUUCUACGCUCAUCUACUUCGAAGGGGUGAUAAUAUAGUCUUCAGAAUAUAAAGUAUAUAUUUAAUGUGUGUGUGCGUAUAUAUACAUACAUACACACAUAAUACCACGCACUAUUUUUGUGUACGGGCGUGAUAAAUACCUAGCAAUUCUGACUGUGUUAUUUGUAUGAGUAAUCUCAUCUGAGCCACGGGAUGUCCUUCUGCAUAAUUCAUGAAUAAAUAAAUUUCUUUACAACAU